Cyclospora cayetanensis is the source of this 1173-nucleotide messenger RNA. RefSeq lists its product as uncharacterized. Lineage: Eukaryota; Apicomplexa; Conoidasida; Eucoccidiorida; Eimeriidae. Bases 1 to 1173 code for a protein of 390 amino acids. The transcript has 4 exons. The record is from RefSeq and is a predicted model, not a curated record.
AUGGCUUUUCCAAGGCGAGGGCCGUCCCUUAGACUUCUAGACGGUAGGAACCAGCAGUGCCUUCUCUUGCCGCACCGCAAGGCCCUCCUAGGGGGUAGGCCUCACUCAAGAGGCCUUGUAGCCCCUCCGAAACUCCUUCGAGCGCACCGCACGGACCUCACCAUACGCAGAAGUUGGGUGCUACCCGCAUCUGCCGCUUCCCCCGCGGAGCCCAGCAGCAGCGGGAGCAGUGAGGGCCCGGCGUUGUGCUCUCGGCGGUUUUUUGUGUGUGCUUCACCUGCCCAGUCAUGCGAAAUCCCUCCAGAGGAAAGCUCCCCAGGAACGCCUGGAGGGGGGCACUCUGAUUCGGCCUCCGCCCCCUCCGCGUGUGCAGGCCCUGCACCGGAUCCAGGCCCUUGUAGAGACGCAGCUGCGUGGGCAGCGCCUCCCCCCCGCCGAGGAAGAGGCGGAGUAUCUUUUGGAAGUGCUGCGACUGCUGGCUGUGGCAAGACGGAGAGAUCCCCAGCUGCUGCUAGCCGUAACUCAGGCUCUCCAGCAGCAGGCUCCAGACCAGCCUUUGUCUCGGCUGCAGGUAGAGCCCGAGUGGCAUGCAAAAAAUCAGCAGCAGCGGGGGGUCGAGGCCCUGUCGGUGAUGCAGACGGUCAUGCUCCUGCGGCACUUGCAGAUUCUGGACUUCACAUGCGUCCCCUUGGUUCUUCGGGCCUUAUCCCAUCUCGAUCGCUCGCUCACCCUCGCUGCACAGACGCGCAUGCAGCUGUAGGGGCCGCUGUAGACGCAGCGGGGGGGAAGAGCGCUGCAGAGUUUGUACCAGCAGGAGGGGCUGCGGAAGAUGCAUUGUCUGAUCAGGCUGCAAUUUGUGCAGAAACUCCUGAAGCAGAUGCCUGGAAAACGCGCUACGCUCUGCACGCCGUGGGGGUCUCUCUGCUGAGCAGCAGUCUUGUUUCUCUGAGUGCAGCAGCAAAUCAGUUAGCUCCCCGUUCUUGCAAGGCCUCCGCACGGCUAAUUGCCCUCUUAGAGGCUCUGGCUAUCCACAGAGCAUCCGCGUUUAAUGCCCCCCAGACGGUUUCCCUGGUAAAUUCCGCUACCCGUGCUGCCUGUACGGAGGGGGCGUAUUUCGGGUCACUUACUAAGGCUUUUGAGAUGCAGCACGCGCCAAGAGGAGGGAGAGUGUAG